Actinia tenebrosa (Australian red waratah sea anemone) is the source of this 1487-nucleotide messenger RNA. RefSeq lists its product as uncharacterized. Lineage: Eukaryota; Metazoa; Cnidaria; Anthozoa; Actiniaria; Actiniidae. Gene Ontology annotation, molecular function: protein binding. The record is from RefSeq and is a predicted model, not a curated record.
UGGUCAGACACAUUAGGUUUAUACCCACAAAGUAUCACGUUUAUAAGAUACUUCGUGUUGAAGCUUAUGGUGUUCGCAGAGGUUUGUCGUGCAGCUCUCUACUAGUUGGUAUUGGUAGUGGUAAGAUACCAGACAGUGAUAUGACGUCAUCAACAGCUUACAACAGCACCACGUCACCAUCCAAGGCAAGACUAAACUACACAGCAGGGUCAUCAUGGUGUGCUGCUACAAGUGACUCUUCUCCAUAUCUACAGAUUAACUUAGGAUCACCUUACAUCAUUUGUGGUAUAGCAACACAGGGUGACCACAUGACAGAUCAGUGGGUACAGUCUUACAACAUGCUCACAUCAAAUGACGGAUCUACUUUUACUAAAUACAUGGAAAACAGCCAAGUGAAGUCCUUUGCUGGUAACUUCGAUUCUAAUACUACAGUCAAGAAUCUCUUGUAUGAUGRUACUGUUAGUCAGUACAUAMGUGUUGCAUCCAMRAGUCAUUAUGGGAGUACAAGCUGCAUGAGAACAGAACUCUAUGGAAUAAAACACGAUGGAGGUUGCAAAUCAAUGUUCGUUGGUUUGUCAUACCCUAGUAUCVUMCCAGAYCACAGGUUUACUGCCAGUUCUUCAUAUGGCGGAAAUUACAUACCAAGCAAUGCUAGGCUGAAAACAUCUGAUAAAGCUUGGACACCAAAAACAAAGUCUGGUGGUGACUGGCUGCAGAUAGAUCUCGGUUCUGUGGUGUUCGUGUGUGCAGUAGCUACACAAGGUGCUGGGGCUCUUAAUGAUGAGUGGAUAAAAUCAUACAAGAYRAAAGUGUCMUURGAUAAUGUGAACUGGGAUWAUUACCAGGAAAAUAAUAUUAACAAGACAUUUACUGGCAAUAUCAAUCGCGAUGGAGUUGUGACAAACAGUCUCAAUCCAAUCAAAGCUAAGUAUGUUCGAUUCUAUCCAUUAACAUUUAACGCAUGGCCGUCCAUGAGAGUAGAGGUGUUUGGCAUAUCAUCAGCUUGCAGCUUUCCUGUUGGACUCGAAGUACCUGGMRUCAUUCAARACAUYCARAUGACGGCAUCAUCUCACCUUGACAACACCCAUACUGCAUYACAUGGUCGUCUCUAUGGCAGCAGCGCMUGGUGUAGUAGCACGUCRUCUAAYACUCAGUACAUACAGAUUAACYUGGGACAAGUGAUGACAGUGACMGGUAUAGCAACACAGGGUGACCACACCAUGGAUAAGUGGGUGAAGACCUACACUAUCAGAUAUAGUAUGGAUGGUAAUCUGUGGAAAACCUACAAAGCUGGAAGCAACAGUGAUAAGAUACUCGAAGGAAAUACUGACAAGGAAAAUGUAAGAGGGCAAUGGCUGAGUCAUCCACUAACAGUCAGACAUAUUAGAGUUACUCCACAGACAUGGAAUACUACUAUAUGUAUGAGAAUAGAACUGUAUGGAUGUGACUAUGGUAAGUACAGACAUGGAAUACUGCUAUAUGUAUGA